AUGAAAUUCUUGUGGAUCUUCGCAAUGCUCGUUGGAGCUCUUGGUCAGGUUGCACUCACACCGAAGGCAAUUCUCAUCAAGAAAGUGAACGACCUUGUCACCGGCUUCCUCACCGAACAACAAAUCUCGAAGGCUAUCGACAUCACAGCUUUCGACAUCCAUACGAAUAAGACCACCGAGGAGAUAAUGACAGAUAAUUACAUGAGACCAGCAAAGCUUCGUUCUGGAGCAGCCUUGAUUGAAGGCAUACAUUUACGUUCGGAGGAAUAUUACAUUUUUUAUGUGGCCGAUUUGUAUGAUUACCUGAUAACGGAUUUAAGUUCUGAUCAGCUCAAGACUGUAAACGAUAGCUAUAAAGCUUUGGUUAAGGAUCUCGGAGAAGAGGAAGCUGCCAAUGUGAUGGAGAGAAUCAAAAAAGUCUUUGUGUAUGCUGUUUCUCCUGCUGUAGAUCUGGUACGAGCGAAUGACGCAACACCGGAGCUGGCCUACAUUGCGAUGUCCCGACAAUUGACACCGGAUUUCAUCCACGGAGUCAUCAGUCUAGUCAGAGACACGCUGACACCAGUCGAGUGGAACAGUGUGAAGCAACGCUACGCUUCUAUGCUGAGAAUAAUGUAA
Messenger RNA from Haemonchus placei, 618 nucleotides. The record is from the annotation of a GenBank genome assembly. NCBI's taxonomy places the organism in Eukaryota, Metazoa, Nematoda, Chromadorea, Rhabditida, Trichostrongylidae.